UGUCUCUCUCUCUCUCGUGGCAAUUGCAUCUCAGCGCCGAGUCAAUGAGCAACAUUGCACGGAUUGCAAUGGCGGAGGAGAGCAUACUUACGGUGUGAGUGAGAGAGAGAGAGAGGGUGCGCAAAUAUUGUAUCGUUGCAAGCAAGCAAGCAAGCAAGCAAGCAUUCAAGAAAGACUUCGCUUGAGCAAUGUGGCCACAGAGCUUUUAGGCACAAGCCAUGGCCUCGUUCAAAGGCGUUCCAAUGAGUUGACCCGUUUGAAUAUGAUCAGUGGACUGGUUCUAGAUUUCGAAAUACUAUCAUGGCGCUGGGCACAAACGGAGUGGAGAAGGAGGCGGAAACUGACGGAGUGCAUCGUCAUCUUGGUCAUGGCUCAAGUCGUUGUGCUUUUAUGCGUCAUCAUGCCCCAACAUCUCGAGAAGAAAAGGCAGGAGCUGAUCAUCGAAGAGCAGAGGAGAGUGGGGAAAUAUAUUGUCCUCUUCACGACAACGGAAGGCGGCAUCUUGGGCCAAGAAAGUCACGGCGAGCGCACGAGGCCAAAUGGCCAAACCAGUUUACAAACAACACAGUCUGGCAACGCGUCUCACAGUCACUGGGUAAACACUGAGAAAAAAACAGUCAGGCAAGACGUGACAGCCGACGGAGAGGAACGAAGAGAUGAUCUUGCUUACUCUAACGACCCAGUGGACAUUUCAGCCAUUUCCGAACCGUUCCCGACGGUGGAUUUGAAUCGCUCGCAUGGAGGAACAGGAGUGGACGAGGGUGAAUUUUACGAAGACCCUGUUCUUGGUAGGGGUUUCCAGGACGAAUUCGUCACGCACAAGAGUGACGGGAAUGGGUUUUUGUUCUAUGGGCAGAGCGAUUUUAACAGCAGCCCUGAAACAUUUAACAGGGUCUUGGAAAGUGUGAGCGUAGGCCUAACAAGUGACAAGACGGACAGUUUGGUAAAACUUGAUGACUCCGCCGAUAAAAAAGUAAACAAAAGACAUGCUUUGGGUAAUGUCAGUUCCAAUGUUUUAAAUAUAACAGACGAAACUCAAUUUUACAAAUACAAAGACUACGAUAUAAACCACAUAAACGAAUUUGUUUUGAAGAAUGACGAAAAGACAUAUUUCACAAAAAUAGACGGGAAAGAAUGUUUCAUCAGAGGCACAGACAUAGAAGAAACCAUAGUCUCUAAAGGGAAGGCGUGUUCCUGUCUGCAAUAUUACUUUGGAGACGACUGUGGCAUUCCAGAAGCAGUCUGGUUUGGCCAGUCAUCCAGACUCACAGGGGAGGUCAAAUUGACUAGACGAAAAAUACCGCGAAGGGUCAUCAACGGCCUACCUGUCAAUCACGAGUUCGCCAUGUUUGAGGCGAGAAUGCACGAAUUAUCCGAUGUGGUUGAUGCCUUCCUCAUCGUUGAGUCUAAUUACACCUCCCACGGAGACCCCAAAGAGCUGUCUUUUCUCAAGAAGUUCCAGAGUGGGUAUCUAGCCCAAUUCCAGGAAAAAAUACACUACGUCAAGCUCCUGUUUUUCUCGAACGAAUCCAGGAGCAAUGGCUGGAGGGCAGACUCUUACCUGAGGUUUUACAUGGGUUCCAAAGGCCUCAAGCAAAUGAAAGGCCUAAGAGAAGACGACCUCUUCAUUCUGUCAGACGCUGAUGAGCUCCCGACGCGGGAGGUCGUCACGUUUCUGAAACUGUACGACGGCUUUCCAGAACCAGUGGGUUUCGGCCUUCGAUGGAAUGUCUUCGGGUUCUUCUGGCAGGUUCCAGCCGAUAUGACCUUCAUUAACUGGCUGUCUGGAACGAAGAUGAAACUGUUAGUUGUCUACUCCGCAGCAACUAUUGGAAUGGUGCAGAGAGUUCUGCUGAACAACGUCUUCUACAUACGCAAGGAGCGGGCUUGGGAGCAUCCCCAGCUGGCAGACAGUCUGGGAUAUUACCGAAAAGCUGGGCACCUGGUGAAGGACUGGGUGGUUGGCAGCGUCGACCAUUAUGCUGGCUGGCACUGCUCUUGGUGCUUCAGUCCUACUGGCAUCGUGCAGAAGAUGGACUCUGCACAAGCAAACGACAAACCAAGAUGGGGAGAUUAUCCAGAGAAGAAAAAUAUUUCCUACGUCAUGUCUAGGAUAUGGAAAGGAAGGUGGUUCGACGAUCAGGCUUCCUACCUUCCAGUCAAAGACACCCAGGAGAGAUUCUACGCCCCGUCGUACCUCCUGGAACAUCCGGAGUCCUACAGGUCGUUAUUGUACCACCCAGGGCAUCCUCUGAAUCGCAACCGUACCUGGCAGCCUCCAUAGUGGGCCGGAACUGUCCUUAAUUUAUUAUUUUAAUGGUUGAUUUAUUGUUGGUUAUGUUUUCGUUAUGCAAAAGAAUAAAGAUUUCCAUAAACUCUUCAAAA
Messenger RNA from Macrobrachium nipponense, 2385 nucleotides. Its product is annotated as beta-1,4-mannosyl-glycoprotein 4-beta-N-acetylglucosaminyltransferase-like. Gene Ontology annotation, biological process: N-acetylglucosamine metabolic process; protein N-linked glycosylation. The coding region runs from base 263 to 2284 and encodes 673 amino acids. The transcript has 6 exons. Gene Ontology annotation, cellular component: membrane. Gene Ontology annotation, molecular function: beta-1,4-mannosylglycoprotein 4-beta-N-acetylglucosaminyltransferase activity. NCBI's taxonomy places the organism in Eukaryota, Metazoa, Arthropoda, Malacostraca, Decapoda, Palaemonidae. The record is from RefSeq and is a predicted model, not a curated record.